This is a messenger RNA of Eublepharis macularius, 3635 nucleotides long. It is a transcript of the gene KIN, whose product is annotated as Kin17 DNA and RNA binding protein. Gene Ontology annotation, cellular component: nucleus. Gene Ontology annotation, biological process: DNA damage response; DNA replication. The record is from RefSeq and is a predicted model, not a curated record. The transcript has 13 exons. Lineage: Eukaryota; Metazoa; Chordata; Lepidosauria; Squamata; Eublepharidae. Gene Ontology annotation, molecular function: double-stranded DNA binding. The coding region runs from base 55 to 1230 and encodes 391 amino acids.
GAGAAGCAGGAAGCCAAGGGAAGCCGGUGGGCUCUCCCUCCCUUGGUUUCCAGCAUGGGGAAGACGGACUUCCUCAGCCCCAAGGCCAUCGCCAACCGCAUCAAGUCGAAGGGGCUGCAGAAGCUGCGCUGGUAUUGCCAGAUGUGCCAGAAGCAGUGCAGGGACGAGAAUGGCUUCAAAUGUCACUGCAUGUCAGAAUCUCACCAGAGACAGCUACUCCUUGCUUCUGAAAAUCCUCAGCAGUUCAUGGAUUACUUUUCAGAGGAAUUCCAGAACGAUUUCUUAGAACUACUCCGGAGGCGAUUUGGAACAAAGAGGGUCCACAAUAACAUAGUGUACAAUGAAUAUAUAAGCCAUCGGGAGCAUAUCCAUAUGAAUGCCACCCAAUGGGAAACGCUGACCGAUUUUACCAAGUGGCUAGGGAGAGAAGGCUUCUGCAAAGUGGACGAAACGCCCAAAGGCUGGUACAUCCAAUACAUCGACCGAGACCCUGAGACGAUCCGCAGGCAGCAGGAGCAGGAGAAGAAGAAGAAGCAGGACUUGGACGACGAAGAGAAGACGGCCAGGUUCAUUGAAGAGCAAGUCAGGAGAGGCUUGGAAGGGAAGGAACAGGAAGAGCCGGUCUACACAGAACUAAACCGAGAAAACGAAGAAGAAAAAGUGACAUUUCAGUUGAACAAAGGAGCAAGCACUUCCACGGCGGCACAAGCUAAGCCCAGCUUGCUGGGCCCCAGCGGGCUGAAGAUGGCGGGAGCAGCACCAACGGUUAAACGCAAGGAAACUCCUCCUGGCUCAGGGCAGUCCAAAGAAAAGAAGAGAAAGAACGCGCUGGAUGAGAUCAUAGAGUUUGAAGAAGAGAAGAAAAAAUCAGCUCGAGCCGACUACUGGCUGCAGCCCGAAAUUGUGGUCAAAAUCAUUACAAAGAAGCUUGGAGAGAAAUACCAUAAAAAGAAGGCUGUUGUUAAGGAGGUGAUAGACAAAUACACAGCAGUUGUAAAGAUGAUUGAUUCGGGUGAUAAACUGAAACUCGACCAGACCCACCUGGAGACGGUGAUUCCAGCACCAGGCAAAAAGGUGCUGGUUUUAAAUGGUGGCUACAGAGGAAACGAAGCUACUUUAGAAGGUAUAAAUGAAAAAACGUUUUCGGCCACGAUACUCAUUCAAUCUGGGCCUUUGCAAGGACGCCGAGUGGAAGGUGUGCCGUACGAGGACAUCUCGAAACUGGCUUGAGAACAAAUUCUGAUAGACCCUUGAAACGUGUCCAGCCUAAAGAAGCCCCAAACUGCAGUUGCUGCCUCCCCCAAGCUGGAGUUUUAAAAUCUGUUUCCUAGAAGCAAGCCAGCAGCGUCUUUCUUAAAAGCAGUUUUGGACAAGAGAGUCCGUGGUGUCGAAGCCGCUUCCAGACUCUGUGAUGUUUUUGAUAUUUAUAAUAGUGUUUGUUCCAGAUCACUUAAACUGUGCCACUGGACUAUUUUCUUAUGUGAAACAUAACAUGUUACCCGCCAUAAAAGCUGUAUACCCUUUCGGAGGCUUGGUGGAUCUCUUGACAACUUACAUUACUUGUAGUUACAAGAAAAAUGUAACUGAGGCUGCGUAGGUAAGUUUGUUAUCAGUCAGUUUGAGAAUUUGGAAAUGAAGGUUUAUUAGCCAGCGGGUCCUGUGGCUCCAAUCUCUUUGGUGUGACACUCCUCUGGCACGAGGAGCCUUAUCCUGACACAAGAGUACCACCCCCAGCAGAACAGAUCUUUGGAAUUCAGCACGCUGUGUGGUGAUAUGAGACCCUCCGUCUUACCACUUCUCCAGCCAUCCCAGAAUACCAUGUGCUCAGUGUCCCUCAAUUAAAACAUUCAGGCCGCUCAUAGUCACCGUAUUGCUGCUGCACCUAGCCAUGCAAGACAGAAGAAGGGACAUGCAGAUGUUUGUGAUAGGAAAGGGGGGGGGGUGCUAGUGUGGCCCUUGGUUGCUUCUUGAGCCAUAUUGGCCACAGAUCUAUAACCAAGGCAGAUUUUAUGUCCUCACGGGAGAUGCUCAGGCUGAGGGAAGUGGAAAGAACUCCCUCCAUAGCAGUAGCACCUGAGCUGUUUCUACCAGAAACUGAUUCUGACUGUGGUAAAUUACACCUUGGGAAAUCCAGUGCCUCUGGCCGAGCUCUAAAUCUGCGGAUUAUGUUCCAACCAUCUUUGUGCAGCCUGCACAUUGAGUUUUCCAGUGUCCCUCUCUGUUUUGGUAGCCCUUUCUGACUCCUGGAACAGUCACUGAUUGGAUUCUUGAGCUUAUGCAUUUGAAUCGGCAUACAGGUUGGGGGGCUGGAGUGAGGAGAGAGAAGGGGAUGCAACUGCCCUUGCUCUUUAGCAAAGCUCUAUUUGGAGAAGAGAAAGGAGCAACCAUCUGACCCCAUUGCCCCUGCUCCUAUGCAUUGUUGAAGGAAUGUGUAGCACAGAGCGGAAGAGCUGGGUGAGGAGUGGGAGAGAGGCCUCCACUGUACACGCAAUACAGAUUUGCUGUUCUUAUAGGUAUGCGGAUGGCCUUCAGAUGGCUAUCCCUGUGGUCAUGGAGCUGUCAUGUAGGGUAGGAUUAUGCUCCCUUCCCCUCGCACAGGGAUUGGGUGGACUGAACCAGGUGCAGCCACCCACCUUGUCUGUCUUCGCAUGGGGAUCAGGAGCGCUGAGCCAGGCACCAACACCUUCACCUCAUGUGGAGCUUGUGUUGGUCAAACCAGGCACCAUCUUCUCUGCCUCAUCUUGGUGGUGUUUGGGCCGGCUGGGUGCCGCCUCCUUUGCCUCACCUCAGGCGUGCUGGGAGCCACUUCCCCUGUUUUGCCCAAGAAUCAGGCAGGCUGGGUUCAACCUUUCUAUCAUGAGGCUGACAUGGCAGGGAGGCCAUCGGCCCACCUGGAGGUGUCCCAGUGCUCUUAAUGGCCAAUCUGCCCCUGCCUGUGAGGUAAAUUAGGCUGAGGAUGUGUAACUGGUCCGAGUUCAGCAGAAUUGUAGUCUGACGCUCUAAUCGCUACUGGCUUUCAUUGGGGUGGUUGCUGUUGAACAGUUGCCCAGUAGUUGCUGCUGGCCCUGACGAGUCUACCCUCAAAGACCAAAACAGUCCCAGAAAGGGUUGUGCUUCUUCUCCCACCUUUUACUGACAGAAACCAAGCCUGGAACGCUGGCAAAACUGUUGUGGUUGCCUAGCAUUAGCCACUGAGGGCAUGGUUCUCUUAAAGCUACAGAUGCUCCUAUCAUUUGGGUUUGUUUUAGAUUUCAGAUUUCUAUGUAAACCUGGGGUUUUCCUCAGGUUUGAAGAAAGAUCUGUCUUGUCUGUCCUUGGCCCCAAUCUCCAGAUGUAUGUAUCCACAGAUUGAAAACACAUUAAGAAUUAGAUAUGUUGAUAAUGUAUAGAAGCAAACCCUGUCCACCUCGUAACCAUGAUGCUCUGCUUCUACAGCCAUGAGCUUGCUGGAGAUGUUUUCUACAUAAGUUGAGCAUAUUGCCGAGAUGCUCAAGGGUUCACUGAACUCUUCUGAAACUGUACAGGACACACAAGCUUUUUUAAAAUUGUAUUUUAAUUGCAUUGUUUAAAUUAUAUUUCAAAAGGUGGUUUUUGUCCAGUAAACAGAACUGUAUUUUAUAAAGUUUAAAAGUGAA